CAACACAUAUUGUCUUCUACAGACAAAUACCGUCUUCUGAAUAAAAUUACAGUCCUUUAUAGACAAUUACUGUCUAGUACAGGCAAAUAUAUUCUGAAGACAAGAUGGAGGAACAGAUCCAACAGAGGGAUGCUGAAAUCCUGGCUCUCACAAAGGAUAAGGAGGCUCUCACAGAGGCCAACAACAUGCUGUUGAGCAGAACAUCUGAACUCCACAUUAUUGAGAAUGCCUGGCAGGUCAAAUUCAACGCAAUGGAGAUGUUUGCUAAAGGCCAGGCAGAGCAAAACUUCAUUUUGAGGCUGAUGGAGACUGAACAUCAGAAUUUACAGAAACGUGUUGACGUCCACAUUAACCAGAGGGACACUGUAAUCCGUGAUUUGAAAGCAGAUAGAGAAUCUCUCCAUCACAUGGUCACAGAGGCCUCAGCCGUGCUGUUGAUCAAAAAAGCUGAAAUCCAAGAGAUUGAGAAAACCUGGCAGAGCAAAUACAACGCUUUGGAGGAGUCUGCACAGAACCUGAAAGAGGAAAACUCUGAGUUGAGGAUGAAGCACGCUGAAAACUGCACGUUGUUGAGGCGCACUGAAAUUGAAUACAAGAAGAUAAAACAAUGUAACGAUUCUGUUUCUCGCAAGCUCUCAAUGUACUCAAACAUGAUGACGAACGGAGAUUUAGAAAUCCAACACAUUGAGGAAGCCUGGCAGCUGAAACACAACGCAAUGGAGCAGUCUGCAAAGGACCUGGCAGAGAAAAACAACUUGAGCUGGGAAAUUAAGCAGACUGAACACCAGAAGUUGCUCAACCAAUUGGAGGAACAGGUCCAACAGAGGGACGCUGAAAUCCAACAACUAAAAAUGGAUAAAGAAGCUCUCGCUCAGACGCUCACAGAGAACUCUAACAUGCUGGUGAGCAACAAAACUGAACUCCAAGAGAGUGUUAAAGCCUGGCAGUUGAAAUACAACGCAAUGGAGCAGUCUGCAAAGGACCUGGCAGAGAAAAACUCAAGCUGGGAAAUGAAGCAGACUGAACACCAGAAGUUGUUGAACCAGGUGGAGGAACAGGUCCAACAGAGGGAUGCUGAAAUCCAACAUCUAAAAAUGGAUAAAGAAGCUCUCGCUCAGACGCUCACAGAGAACUCUAACAUGCUGGUGAGCAACAAAACUGAACUCCAAGAGAGUUUUAAUGCCUGGCAGUUGAAAUACAACGCAAUGGAGCAGUCUGCAAAGGACCUGGCAGAGAAAAACUCAAGCUGGGAAAUGAAGCAGAUGGAACACCAGAAGUUGUUGAACCAGGUGGAGGAACAGGUCCAACAGAGGGAUGCUGAAAUCCAACAUCUAAAAAUGGAUAAAGAAGCUCUCGCUCAGACGCUCACAGAGAACUCUAACAUGUUGGUGAGCAACAAAACUGAACUCCAAGAGAGCGUCAAAGCCUGGCAGUUGAAGUACAACGCAAUGGAGAAGUACUUCAGAAAUGACGUGGCAGAGAGAAAACAGAGCUGGGAGUGCACUGUCAAUCGACUGGAGAUUCAAGCAAGAGAGUUGGAGCUGAGUUUAGCCACUAAGAAGAGAGCUGGCAUUUACAAGAAAGGCAAGUCCAGGCAGAAAAGACAGAACUGGAGGAUCUCUGUCUCAACAUGA
Cottoperca gobio is the source of this 1634-nucleotide messenger RNA. Its product is annotated as golgin subfamily A member 5-like. The record is from RefSeq and is a predicted model, not a curated record. The transcript has a single exon. The coding region runs from base 105 to 1634 and encodes 509 amino acids. NCBI's taxonomy places the organism in Eukaryota, Metazoa, Chordata, Actinopteri, Perciformes, Bovichtidae.